Molecule: messenger RNA, 1614 nt
Organism: Protopterus annectens (West African lungfish)
Lineage: Eukaryota; Metazoa; Chordata; Ceratodontiformes; Protopteridae
Gene: CCHR4.PART1H3orf80
Product: chromosome chr4.part1 C3orf80 homolog
Exons: 1
Coding region: 255-887 (210 amino acids)
Source: RefSeq, a predicted model, not a curated record
AAUGAACAGUUCCACAUCUGUCUCUUUGUAUCUGAAGUCAUUGCAUACAUAUACAGGUAUGUAUCUCAGUCAUGACCCUAUGGACUUCCCCCUUAGAACAAUCCACAGUCAGGCUGCCUGUGUUGCUUCUCUCUUUGAUCCUGCAAUCCUUGGGAUGCAGUAAAAACAUGAUGUAAGAAUUCAGAUUGGUAACCUGCUUGUUUUGGCCAGUGCCAGUAGGGUUUCUAAAGGCCACCACUUGAAGCCAUCUGAAAAUGUGCCAGCUCUUGUCCGAUUUGCUGCUGUUGCCUUUUUUUCUGGUAAGUCUGUCUGUCCCACAAACUGGGGCCACCUUGAACUGUGCAGAUUUGGUUUGUGGUGAGCGGGAAAGCUGUUGCUUUAUCAGCAAUGCCACAGAAACCCACAUUAAAUGCUGUAAGUUACCCUUCCAUGCCUUCCUGGACAAUGCGGGGUGGCUGCUAAGAAAACUCUCGGGACUACUGAUAUUGGGGGUACUUUUUGCUAUUGGCUACUUCCUACAACGGAUCAUAUGCCCCCAACCCCGCAGAUACAACAGAACAGAACAAGUGAGUCCUGCACUAUACAAUGAUUCCAUCAGUGCAUCCCAGGAUUCAUUGUUGGACAGAAUAAUGGUGUCCCAACACGAACUUGAGAUUCUUGGUCCUGCAGCUCUACACCUACCCAGCUAUGAAGAGGUGAAGUAUCUCCCCACCUACGAAGAGUCCAUGCGGAGUGCCAGCUCAGAUACACUCCGGACACUUGCAUCAAAUGAGACUCGAACCUGUGACGAAGUCCAGGUAGGACCAGAAGUGGUGAAUUCUGAGGUGGAAAACAGUGAUCAUGCAGGUAACAGCCGAUGUGAACAACACAGCCCUAGCAGACAAUGAACGCAUGAAAAAUUAUUUAAGAACUGCUUUGUGUUGUAGCACACACUACUCUGUUGACUGAAGCAUUAAAGCAGAGACAGCUUUCCCUACUUACAAGUGGGUUUUUGUUGUACAUAAGAAAAGGAAAGUGCUUAGAACAAAUGGAAACAUACUGGUGAUGAGACUGAACUGGCUGGCUAAAGUUUGUAAUGUUUCUCUGACUCUUUUGCUGGUUUGGGAGAAAGCUGCAGAAGUGACAUAGUUGUUAAUAACAAUACGGCUUGAUGAAGAACUUGUAAUUUUUAAACUUCAUUUAGGAAUAGGCUUGCUUGGUGCUAACACUCUUUUUCCCUUAUUGACACUAACAAAUGUUUGCACACCAUACAAAAAUGUGUUGUGACUAAUGGAAUAUGCAUAGCUUAGAGCUGUUUACAAUCAAUCCAGCUCAACAAGCAUGAAGCAGUCCUAAAGAGUUCAGAAACUGGAUGAUAGCCUUUAUGAUAAAGUUGCAAUACCCUGCAACUACCUGCUCAGGUAGAAAGCAAACAGUUCAGUGUGCAAUUUGUGCCUAAAAUCCAACUUUAGAAAACUUUUUGAUAUGUACAGUAAGUGAUUUUUUUAAUUAUUAUUUGCUGUUUAUUUAUGCUGCAGCUGCCUUUUAAAGCAGCAAACAAUGAUUUAGUUUAUUAUUUGUGUCUAAUAUACAAACCAGGGGAAGCAAUUUAAAGAUAGUCUACAAGUAGGUAAU